ACAAAGCAGUUGAACAGCACCGAAGUGUAUACUUUGGGGGCGCCGUGAUCAGAGGAUUCCCUUUCCCGGGAACUUGCGUCUAGUCCUCUGACGCAUCCUAGUUCGGAGUGGGUGGAAGGGCAUGUGGAGGCCACAGCGCCCCCUCGCCCUAGGCGGGGUGGAGACAGCGAGACGACGCCCAUGAUCAGCCGGUUACAAAACUCGAGGAAUAAGAAGUUUAAUAUCUAUUAGUCUGCAAAUCCGGAGACCUUGCGGCCUCACUGUUCUUCCUUCCCUCUGAGCUAUCUCCACACCCAGCCUUGGAUCAGAGGGGAUUUAGAAGCAGAGCUGUCCGCAGCGAAUACUUUUAAUGCCCAGGCCGGGAAGAAAGCGGGUUAGGAUCUGAUCCCGCUGAAUAGAGGACCCAGGAGCCUCCCGCCCCGGGUGCUCUGUAGUGCGGGGGCGCGCUGCGCGCUGCGCGCUGCGCCUGGGCGGCUGGCGGCGGCGGCGUGGGGGCGGUGAUGCAGGUGUGACACCGGCCGGCUACUGCCUCCGCCCGGAUCGCCCAGCGCCGCGUUAGCCGGAGCUGCACGCGGGGCAACCGGGGUGGAAGCUGCUCUGCCUGCAUCCGGAGGCGUCCGCCAGCGGAUUUCCCACCCAGGGCAUAACCUUCGGUGGCAGGACAAACCAGGCCAGCACGCAGUCUGCCAAGUCCCUGUCAAGAAAAGCAGCUAGAUCCAUUUCUAAUCAACACUUCCCAACACAACGCUUCUGAGUCUCUAAAGGAGACCAGAGCUUGAAACUUUCCAGACUUCCAAUAGAUAUCGAGUGCAAAAGGAUAUUUAGGUUGUCUUCGCACAAAUCUGGUUGAUUUGAGAGAUAAAGGGGGGAGAAAACGAGUGUGACUUUCACCUAAGAAGUCACAUGAACAUAUUUCACAUUUGAACUACAUAAUGAAUGAUGGUUAUUGAAAUAGCCCAAACCUCUACCACAGAGCGAGGGAUAUAGCUCAAGUGGCAACCAAGCAGUUGCAGAACCAAGGAAUGGAUGACUACAAGUAUCAGGACAACUAUGGGGGCUAUGCCCCCAGUGAUGGCUAUUACCGUGGCAAUGAGUCCAACCCAGAAGAAGAUGCACAGAGUGAUGUCACCGAAGGUCAUGAUGAGGAAGACGAGAUCUAUGAGGGCGAGUACCAGGGUAUCCCUCACCCAGAUGAUGUCAAGGCCAAGCAGGCCAAGAUGGCGCCCUCCAGAAUGGACAGCCUUCGGGGCCAGACAGACCUGAUGGCUGAGAGGCUGGAAGAUGAGGAGCAGUUGGCCCACCAGUACGAGACCAUCAUGGAUGAGUGUGGCCAUGGCCGCUUCCAGUGGAUCCUCUUUUUCGUCUUAGGUUUGGCCCUGAUGGCCGAUGGAGUGGAAGUGUUCGUGGUGAGUUUUGCCCUGCCCAGUGCAGAGAAGGACAUGUGUCUGUCCAGUUCCAAAAAAGGAAUGCUAGGGAUGAUAGUCUACUUGGGAAUGAUGGCGGGGGCCUUCAUCCUGGGAGGCCUGGCUGAUAAGCUGGGAAGGAAGCGAGUCCUCAGCAUGUCUCUGGCCGUCAAUGCCUCCUUCGCCUCCCUCUCUUCUUUCGUGCAGGGAUAUGGAGCCUUCCUCUUCUGCCGACUCAUCUCAGGCAUAGGUAUUGGGGGUGCUCUGCCAAUUGUUUUUGCCUAUUUUUCUGAAUUCUUGUCUCGGGAGAAGCGAGGAGAACACCUCAGUUGGCUGGGCAUCUUCUGGAUGACUGGGGGCCUCUACGCAUCUGCCAUGGCCUGGAGCAUCAUUCCACACUAUGGCUGGGGCUUCAGCAUGGGGACCAAUUACCACUUCCAUAGCUGGAGAGUGUUUGUCAUCGUCUGUGCUCUGCCCUGCACUGCGUCCAUGGUGGCCCUGAAGUUCAUGCCAGAGAGCCCACGGUUUCUGCUAGAGAUGGGAAAACAUGACGAAGCCUGGAUGAUUCUCAAGCAAGUCCAUGACACCAACAUGAGAGCUAAGGGGACCCCAGAGAAAGUGUUCACGGUUUCCAACAUCAAAACUCCCAAGCAAAUGGAUGAAUUCAUUGAGAUCCAAAGUUCAACAGGAACCUGGUACCAGCGCUGGCUGGUCAGAUUCAAGACCAUUUUCAAGCAGGUCUGGGAUAAUGCCUUGUACUGUGUGAUGGGGCCCUACAGAAUGAAUACACUGAUUCUGGCCGUGGUUUGGUUUGCCAUGGCAUUAAGUUACUAUGGACUGACAGUUUGGUUUCCUGAUAUGAUCCGCUAUUUUCAAGAUGAAGAAUACAAGUCUAAAAUGAAGGUGUUUUUUGGUGAGCAUGUGUAUGGCGCCACAAUCAACUUCACGAUGGAAAAUCAGAUCCACCAACAUGGGAAACUUGUGAAUGAUAAGUUCACAAGAAUGUACUUUAAACAUGUACUCUUUGAGGACACAUUCUGUGAGUGCUAUUUUGAAGAUGUAACAUCAACUGAUACCUACUUCAAAAAUUGUACCAUUGAAUCAACCAUCUUUUAUAACACAGACCUCUACGAGCAUAAGUUCAUCAACUGUCGGUUUAUCAACUCCACCUUUCUGGAGGCAAGAAGGAGAGGCUGCCACAUGGACUUGGAGCAAGAUAAUGACUUCCUGAUUUACCUCGUCAGCUUCCUGGGCAGCCUGUCUGUCUUACCCGGAAGCUUAUCAUUUCUGCCCUGCUCAUGGAUAGAAUCGGAAGGCUCAAGAUGAUUGGUGGCUCCAUGUUAAUCUCUGCAGUCUGCUGCUUCUUCCUGUUUUUGGCAACAGUGGAGUCUGCGAUGAUCG
Molecule: messenger RNA, 2804 nt
Organism: Chlorocebus sabaeus (green monkey)
Lineage: Eukaryota; Metazoa; Chordata; Mammalia; Primates; Cercopithecidae
Gene: SV2B
Product: synaptic vesicle glycoprotein 2B
Biological process (GO): transmembrane transport; chemical synaptic transmission
Cellular component (GO): neuron projection; synaptic vesicle membrane
Molecular function (GO): transmembrane transporter activity
Source: RefSeq, a predicted model, not a curated record